Messenger RNA from Prunus armeniaca (apricot), 270 nucleotides. The record is from the annotation of a GenBank genome assembly. Lineage: Eukaryota; Viridiplantae; Streptophyta; Magnoliopsida; Rosales; Rosaceae.
AUGUCUGCUUCGCUGAUAGAGAGCAGUCAGAUGAUGGUCAGAGCGCGGGGUGACCCUCGCAGGAGACAAUUUGACAUGGGUGGUCCUGGUCAGGGGUCGUCCAAGAGAGGCAGUUAUAGCUUGGGGUCAUCUAGUGGCCGUAGUUAUGGAGGUUUCGGACUCGGAGCCAGUUCUAGCGGAGGUUCCAAUCAGAGUGGUAGUUCUGGGAGCCACUCCAGGGGCAGUUCAACCAGAGGUACUGGCAGGAAGAAUUGUACUCAGUGUGCUUAG